AUGGCCCGCCACCGCAUCUUCUAUGACUCCUUGCCGUUCUCACAGCUGGACCGCCUGAUCGAGGAAGCGUUGACCUCAGAACAGCGCUCCAACGACAACUUCCAGCUCAUGAAUGGGUCGCAGAUAUGGCGACCAAGGAUGGACGUCCACGAGGACCUGAAGCACAACAGGGCCAUAGCGACUUUCGAGCUGCCCGGUCUGCAGCACCAGGACGUCGGUCUUGAGUUCCUCAACGGUAACCUCACCGUCUCUGGUGAACUCAAGCCUCCUGCUGGCAUCAACAUCAGAGCAGGUGUUCGCGAACGCCGCUAUGGCAAGUUCGCCAGGGUUCUGUUUUUACCAAGUGACGUCAAGCCGGAGGAUAUCAAGGCGGCGAUGGAGAACGGUAUCCUGACUGUCAAGUAUCCUCUCACGUCGGCGCGACAUGAGCCCCCAAAAAUUGCGGACCCGUGA
This is a messenger RNA of Sparassis crispa, 453 nucleotides long. Its product is annotated as Heat shock protein. The coding region runs from base 1 to 453 and encodes 150 amino acids. The record is from RefSeq and is a predicted model, not a curated record. NCBI's taxonomy places the organism in Eukaryota, Fungi, Basidiomycota, Agaricomycetes, Polyporales, Sparassidaceae. The transcript has 3 exons. Gene Ontology annotation, biological process: protein folding; protein complex oligomerization; response to hydrogen peroxide.